AUUUUGAGGCCUUUCGGGGAAGUCGGUGAAGGUUUCGGAAUCAUUUGCAACGGCAAAUCUCGAGGCGUGCAGGAGAAGUAAGACGUGACGAAAUGCGGAAAGGAGUUGCAAGUCGAGGAACAAAGGUUGCUGUGUCGACCGCAGCAACGAUGUGGCUUUUGGCUGUGGCGUUGGUACUUGCAAUCGGGGUGACGACGGCGAUGGAUAUCACAUGUCCUCCCGCGUUCUUCAGUUUCGGCACUUCUUUGAGUGAUACAGGAAAUCGAGCUCACGUCGAUUUACCCGUAAAAGAUUUCUCUCAGCUCCCUCCCUACGGAGUGCCAUACUUCGGCGUCCCCAGCAAUCGAUUUUCCGAUGGACGCCUCAUUCUAGACUUCUUCGCAAGCGCAUUCGGGUUUCCCUUCAUCGAGCCCUUCCUGACAGACGAUGCUCCUGACUACACCCGCGGUGUGAACUUCGCGUUCUCCGGUGCAUUGGCAUUACCUUAUGGUGUUCCCUACUACUUCGAGGUACAAGUGAGCCAGUUUGCCACCUUCAAGGCCCGAGCUUUGUCAUCGCAUACAUUUACAUCCGACUAUCCGGGUUUGGACAAGUUCGAUCAGGGCAUGUACAUGGUCUUUUUCGGAAGAAACGAUUUUACAGAUGCAUACGGGAUGCAAAAUUUGACGACGAGUGAGGUCCUCAAAAGAAUUGUGCCCUUGCUGGUCCGAGUGAUCGUCGAUCACGUCCAGGAGCUUUACGACGAUGGGGCUAGAACCUUCAUGGUGUUCAACGUCAACCCUCAAGGAUGUCAGCCCCAGUACCUGACUUUGUUCGCGGACAGGCACUCCGAGCGCGAUUCCAACGGAUGUCUGGCAGCGUACAAUCGCGUGAUCCGAAUCUUCAACUCGCGUCUGUGGAAAGCCGUGCAAAAUCUGCGCAAAACUCUGCCCGACUCCAUGAUCUUCUACGCAGACUUCUACGGCGUCACCAAGCAAGUCUUGGACCACCCUAAAGAAUACGGAUUUGCGCCGGAUAAGACUUUGGUGGCGUGCUGCGGAAUUGGCGGCGAGUACAAGUACGACCCGCCGAGGAGAUGCGGCACUCGAGGGAUGGUGAACGGGCAGUGGGUCGACGAGAGCAAGGCUUGCUCCCGACCUUCCGACCACGUCAGCUGGGACGGCGUCCACUUCACCGAAGCGUUUUACAAGCACGUUGCCACGCAGCUGCUGACGGGCCGAUUCCUGGACCCUCCCGUCGACUUCCUCAAAACGUGCAACCUCGACUUCACGCCCUUCAAUCAGCCCCAUGCGGCUCUCUAUUCUCGAUAGCAAGCCAGAUGCACCUGGAGCUCAUGCAUCAUCCAUCGAAUCAUUCAGCAAGUUCGACUUUGGUCGUCAUUCAAAAUCCAUCAAAAUUUCACUUGUUGAAUAGUCAUCCAUUGUGAUCUUGAUUUACCAUUGAUAUUGAAGGUGUAUAAUAUUAUGAAAUGGACUCAUUUUUUUUCGCC
Molecule: messenger RNA, 1489 nt
Organism: Marchantia polymorpha subsp. ruderalis
Lineage: Eukaryota; Viridiplantae; Streptophyta; Marchantiopsida; Marchantiales; Marchantiaceae
Source: the annotation of a GenBank genome assembly